CUUUGGUCCCCUGGCCAGCACUGGCGCAACCACUUUCUCUCCGUCAUCACACCUCAUCGUCUCCCAAACCUCACUGCAACGCACACCCCCUGAAUCUUCAAGACUCCCUCGUGGACGUCAAUCCAGUUUUACUAACCCCAACAGUCUUUUGUUAUUCUUCUCGCGCUCUUGCGUGCAUCAUUACGUGAUCAAUGCCGUCGAAAAACGCGUCGUCGCACCAUGUAAUCAUGGACUCUGAAAAGAGAACCCAAAAACUCCACGAACUUGACCUCCAAUACCAUCAAUCCGCCCACCAGCUAGAACUAGUCAUCCGAGAAGAAGACGCGCGACGAGCCAAAGUUCGGCAACUCCUACUCCAAGACGAAGCCUCCAGCCUCAAGGACCAAAUCACUCAGCGGGAUGCGCGCAUCAGAGAUCUUGUCGACCAAGCCGACGAUGUGCGCCAGCAACUCGACAGUCUGCACGAACGGUGCAGGAGGCAGGAGAAGGUGAUGCAGACUCAGAAUCGCGAGAUUUCUAAUCUAAAGGAAGAAAUAACAGCCUUCUCCCACCUCUCGGUCGACUCCUCCAAAGUCCUCACCGAAAAGCUCGCACUCUCCCGCGAGCUCUCCCUCCUCAAGCCAGAAGUCGAACACCUCAAGUCCCAGCUCGCCCACCAAAAGGACGUCCUCGCCGAGAAGCUGGCCCUCGAAAGACAGCUUAACACGCUAGAAGUCGAACUCGCCAACGAGAAGCGCGCCGCGCAAAAGGCUGCCCUGCUCCAGAAGCAGCAAAACGAGAACCAGAACCAGGAAGAGGAGAAAACGCUCAGAGCACAAAUCCGGGAACUGGAGAAACAGUUGGCCAAGGAAAAGAAGACAUCACAGAAGAGCGUCGAGGUGGAGGAGGAAAUCCAGGGGUUGAGGGGGCAAUUGGCUGCGUUGGAGAAGACUCUUGCUACGGAAAAGAAACAGGCUGCGCAAAAGGAGAAUGCGAUGGCAGAGGUACAGGAGGAGUUGGAGAAGUUGAGAUUGAAUGUUCAGGAGUUGGAAAAGGAGAAGAAGGCUGCUUUGAAGAAGGCGGCCAAGGCGGAGAAGACAACUGACGGUGCGGCGGGUGGGGAGGAGGUUGAGCAGCUAAAGGAGGAGCUCACAAGCCUCAAGAAAGCCCUGGCGCAAGAGCAAAAGGAGACUGAAGCUCUACGGAAAGAAAACGAGCAAGCGGUGGAAGACGCCGAAGAGCAAAAGAAUGCCCUGCUGAACAGGGUUGAGAAGUUGAAAAACAAGUACAAGGACACGGUUGAGGAGCUGAAGAAGUGCAGAACUGAGCUGGAAAGGGCGAACGAGCAGGCGGAGAAGGCAACGGCUAAGGUCCCUGCUAUCCCUGCUGGGCUUGGCAGCACGACUACUGUCCCUCUGAAGAAGCCUGGCGCGGCCAAGGCGAACGCGAAGAAGAAGAGGACGGUGGAUGAGCUGAUGGUGGAUGAAAAGGUGCUGAUGACGCCGGGGGGGAUGGACGACAGGCCGAAGCGUCCUCUUAAGAAGAGGGGGUUUGACACGUCGGUUUUGGUGGAGAAGUCGACGUUUUCGAUCACGCCGUUUUUGAACAAGACGGUGGGUUCGAUUGGGGAGGUGGAGGGGACGCCUACUGUUGCUACGGUGGGGGUUAAGACCGCCGCUGCUGCUGCGCCGGCUGAGGCGAUGGAGGUGGAUGAGGUGGAGGAGCGGCAGCCUGUUGCUGAGGAGGCGGCUGAGGCAGAGGGUGAGGUGGAGGAGGCGGCGCCUGUUGUGGCGAAGGGGAAGAAAAUGGUGGAGAAGAAGACUCGGGGUAAGCCGAAGGGGUCGACGAAUGCGCCUAAGCCGUUGGAGCCUUCCUCGCCUGGGAAGGCAAAUGAGAAUGCGCCUGUGGGUCGCGUCAAGAAGAUGACUGCUUUUAUGCCUUUGGAGGAGGCGGAUGUGGAGGGGGAGGCUGUUGUUUCCAAGCCAGCGGCCGCAGAUGUCGCGCCUGUAAGGCAACGUUCUGUGAGUGUGGAGCCGGAGAAGAAGAAGAAGAGGAAGUUGGGCGGUGCAGCGCCUCCGACUAUCUUUGAGGAGGACGAGGACGAGAAGGUAGUUGAGACAGCGAAGCCGGUGGCGGCUGUUGGUGGUGUGAGGAAGAGACCGCCUGUUUCUAGGAUGAACAAGGGGCCGGUGGGCAAGGUGAUUGGGAUUGGCGGGUCAGGGAAGGCCUUUUCGCCGUUGAAGAGGGAUAAGAGGGGUGUGGGAGCGAGCUUUCUGGCUUGAGAUUUUGUGUGUGAUUUCUUCAUGAUGGCAUAGGAGUUUGUGGGCAUGGGGAUGGAGUUUGGGUACAUUACACUACAUACAUGUGGGACUUUUGGGAUGACUGGUUGUAUCAGUUAUUUGAAU
Molecule: messenger RNA, 2384 nt
Organism: Podospora pseudopauciseta
Lineage: Eukaryota; Fungi; Ascomycota; Sordariomycetes; Sordariales; Podosporaceae
Exons: 3
Coding region: 192-2261 (689 amino acids)
Source: RefSeq, a predicted model, not a curated record